This is a messenger RNA of Psammomys obesus (fat sand rat), 981 nucleotides long. It is a transcript of the gene Slc25a31, whose product is annotated as solute carrier family 25 member 31. NCBI's taxonomy places the organism in Eukaryota, Metazoa, Chordata, Mammalia, Rodentia, Muridae. The transcript has 6 exons. Gene Ontology annotation, cellular component: mitochondrial inner membrane. Gene Ontology annotation, molecular function: ATP:ADP antiporter activity. The record is from RefSeq and is a predicted model, not a curated record. The coding region runs from base 1 to 963 and encodes 320 amino acids. Gene Ontology annotation, biological process: mitochondrial ATP transmembrane transport; mitochondrial ADP transmembrane transport.
AUGUCGAGGGAAUCCUCCAGGAAGCAACCUUCGAAGAAGGGGCUGUUUGACCCUGUGUCCUUUGCCAGGGACCUGCUGGCUGGAGGGGUCGCGGCCGCCGUGUCGAAGACAGCUGUGGCACCCAUCGAGCGGGUGAAGCUUCUGCUGCAGGUGCAGGCGUCCUCCAAGCAGAUAAGCCCCGAGAAGCGCUACAAGGGCAUGGUGGACUGCCUGGUGCGCAUCCCGCGGGAGCAGGGUUUUUUCAGUUAUUGGCGUGGCAAUUUUGCAAAUGUUAUUCGAUACUUUCCAACACAAGCUUUAAACUUCGCUUUUAAGGACAAAUACAAACAAAUAUUCAUGUCUGGAGUUAAUAAAGAAAAACAGUUCUGGAGGUGGUUUCUAGCAAACCUAGCUUCCGGAGGGGCUGCUGGAGCAACAUCCUUGUGUGUGGUGUAUCCACUAGAUUUUGCCAGAACCCGUUUAGGUGUUGAUAUUGGAAAAGGUCCUGAUCAACGGCAAUUCAAGGGUUUAGGUGACUGCCUUGUGAAAGUAGUAAAGUCAGAUGGAAUUAUUGGUCUAUACCAAGGGUUUGGUGUCUCUGUUCAGGGCAUCAUUGUUUAUCGAGCCUCUUACUUUGGAGCUUAUGACACCGUUAAGGGUUUAUUGCCAAAACCAAAGGAAACCCCAUUUCUUAUCUCUUUUAUCAUUGCUCAAAUCGUGACUACCUGCUCUGGAAUACUCUCCUAUCCCUUUGACACAGUUAGAAGACGUAUGAUGAUGCAGAGUGGUGAGUCUCAGCGGCAAUAUAAAGGAACCAUAGACUGCUUUCUGAAAAUAUAUCAACAUGAAGGAAGUGGUGCAUUCUUCCGUGGUGCCUUCUCCAACAUCCUUCGUGGUACAGGGGGUGCUUUGGUGUUGGUGUUAUAUGAUAAAAUCAAGGAAUUCCUUAACAUUGAUAUUGGAAGUGGUUCAUCAGGAGAUUAAAUUGAGAAGUGCAUAUUU